This is a messenger RNA of Nomascus leucogenys (northern white-cheeked gibbon), 2506 nucleotides long. It is a transcript of the gene TMPRSS7, whose product is annotated as transmembrane serine protease 7. The transcript has 16 exons. Lineage: Eukaryota; Metazoa; Chordata; Mammalia; Primates; Hylobatidae. Gene Ontology annotation, molecular function: serine-type endopeptidase activity; protein binding. Bases 13 to 2322 code for a protein of 769 amino acids. Gene Ontology annotation, cellular component: plasma membrane. Gene Ontology annotation, biological process: proteolysis. The record is from RefSeq and is a predicted model, not a curated record.
UGGGAGGGUGGCAUGCUCCAACUCCACAGGGACAGAAGCUCCUACUCUGGAGACCCUUCUGCACCUUGCUCUAGGUACUUCUUCAUCUGGCUGCUCAUUCGUAUCCUUUAUAAUAAAGAAGUAAUUGUAAGUAAAACAGAAAGCAAAGAUGCUUUUUACUUUGCUGGGAUGUUUCGCAUCACCAACAUUGAGUUUCUUCCUGCAUACCGACAAAAGGAGUCCAGGGAGUUUCUUUCAGUGGCACGGACUGUGCAGCAAGUGAUAAACCUGGUUUAUACAACAUCUGCCUUCUCCAAAUUUUAUGAGCAGUCUGUUGUUGCAGAUGUCAGCAACAACAAAGGCGGCCUCCUUGUCCACUUUUGGAUUGUUUUUGUCAUGCCACGUGCCAAAGGCCACAUCUUCUGUGAAGACUGUGUGGCCGCCAUCUUGAAGGACUCCAUCCAGACAAGCGUCAUAAACCGGACCUCUGUGGGGAGCUUGCAGGGUCUGGCUGUGGACAUGGACUCUGUGGUACUAAAUGACAAAGGCUGCUCUCAGUACUUCUAUGCAGAGCAUCUGUCUCUCCACUACCCGCUGGAGAUUUCUGCAACCUCAGGGAGGCUGAUGUGUCACUUCAAGCUGGUGGCCAUAGUAGGCUACCUGAUUCGUCUCUCAAUCAAGUCCAUCCAAAUCGAAGCCGACAACUGUGUCACUGACUCCCUGACCAUUUACGACUCCCUUUUGCCCAUCCGGAGCAGCAUCUUGUACAGAAUUUGUGAACCCACAAGAACAUUAAUGUCAUUUGUUUCUACAAAUAAUCUCAUGUUGGUGACAUUUAAGUCUCCUCAUAUACGGAGGCUGUCAGGAAUCCGGGCAUAUUUUGAGGUCAUUCCAGAACAAAAGUGUGGAAACACAGUGUUGGUCAAAGACACCACUGGCUUUGAAGGGAAAAUUUCAAGCCCAUAUUACCCGAGCUACUAUCCUCCAAAAUGCAAGUGUACCUGGAAAUUUCAGACUUCUCUAUCAACUCUUGGCAUAGCACUGAAAUUCUAUAACUAUUCAAUAACCAAGAAGAGUAUGAAAGGCUGUGAGCAUGGAUGGUGGGAAAUUAAUGAGCACAUGUACUGUGGCUCCUACAUGGAUCAUCAGACAAUUUUUCGAGUGCCCAGCCCUCUGGUUCACAUUCAGCUCCAGUGCAGUUCAAGGCUUUCAGACAAGCCACUUUUGGUAGAAUAUGGCAGUUACAACAUCAGUCAACCCUGCCCUGUUGGAUCUUUUAGAUGCUCCUCCGGUUUAUGUGUCCCUCAGGCCCAGCGUUGUGAUGGAGUAAAUGACUGCUUUGAUGAAAGUGAUGAACUGUUUUGUGUGAGCCCUCAACCUGCCUGCAAUACCAGCUCCUUCAGGCAGCAUGGCCCUCUCAUCUGUGAUGGCUUCAGGGACUGUGAGAAUGGCCGGGAUGAGCAAAACUGCACUCAAAGUAUUCCUUGCAACAACAGAACUUUUAAGUGUGGCAAUGAUAUUUGCUUUAGGAAACAAAAUGCAAAAUGUGAUGGGACAGUGGAUUGUCCAGAUGGAAGUGAUGAAGAAGGCUGCACCUGCAGCAGGAGUUCCUCCACCCUUCACCGCAUCAUCGGAGGCACAGACACCCUGGAGGGGGGUUGGCCGUGGCAGGUCAGCCUCCACUUUGUUGGAUCUGCCUACUGUGGUGCCUCGGUCAUCUCCAGGGAGUGGCUUCUUUCUGCAGCCCACUGCUUUCAUGGAAACAGGCUGUCGGAUCCCACACCAUGGACUGCACACCUUGGGAUGUAUGUUCAGGGGAAUGCCAAGUUUGUCUCCCCGGUGAGAAGAAUUGUGGUCCAUGAGUACUAUAACAGUCAGACUUUUGAUUAUGAUAUUGCUUUGCUACAGCUCAGUAUUGCCUGGCCUGAGACCCUGAAACAGCUCAUUCAGCCAAUAUGCAUUCCUCCUGCUGGCCAGCGAGUUCGCAGUGGGGAAAAGUGCUGGGUAACUGGCUGGGGGCAAAGACACGAAGCAGAUAAUAAAGGCUCCCUUGUUCUGCAACAAGCGGAGGUAGAGCUCAUUGAUCAAACCCUCUGUGUUUCCACCUACGGGAUCAUCACUUCUCGGAUGCUCUGUGCAGGCAUAAUGUCAGGCAAGAGAGAUGCCUGCAAAGGAGAUUCGGGUGGACCUUUAUCUUGUCGAAGAAAAAGUGAUGGAAAAUGGAUUUUGACUGGCAUUGUUAGCUGGGGACAUGGAUGUGGACGACCAAAGUUUCCUGGUGUUUACACAAGAGUGUCAAACUUUGUUCCCUGGAUUCAUAAAUAUGUCCCUUUUCUUUUGUAAUUGUACCAGUUGUAUUUUUACUGCGAUGUACGUUAAAAAUAGAUACUUUAAAAUGAUGCAGUAAUUGGCUGGGUGCGCUGGCUCACACCUGCAAUCCCAGCACUUUAGGAGGCCGAGGCGGGCAGAUCACAAGGUCAGGAGAUCAAGACCAUCCUGGUUAACAUGGUGAAACCCUGUCUCUACU